Molecule: messenger RNA, 1526 nt
Organism: Hypoxylon fragiforme
Lineage: Eukaryota; Fungi; Ascomycota; Sordariomycetes; Xylariales; Hypoxylaceae
Exons: 3
Coding region: 537-1337 (266 amino acids)
Source: RefSeq, a predicted model, not a curated record
CCUUAACACACACCAUAAACCUUGUCCCGGGCUCCAUGCAGCAGAUCAGAAACAUAUCACUCAUCACUAACUGGCUGCGUUCGUUCAAGUUCAGCGCACUGGGCACAGCAUUGAAUGGCACAUGCAUGUAAAUAUACUACCUACUACCUAGGUUAGUAAUGCAUGCAUACAUAGUACAAUACCUUGGUCCUUUUUCGAGGCUCGAUAGUCAAACUGUCAAAGAGAGUGUUUCCACCGGCACAAGAAGACAUCCAUACUUUGACUUUGGUCUUGAGAUUUACCUACAAACUUAAGAGCCUGAUCGACUCACUUCUCAAACUCAGUUCAACACUGCCAGACCAUUUAACCCAUGAAACCAUAAAACCAUAAAACCACUGAUCAUUGUCUUCUUCGACCCAAGAAAAUAAAGCAUCACAAUCACAGUCAACUACUUGCAGGAGUUGUUGAGUUAACUGACGACGAGUUUUAUACCUAUUAAUGUAAAUUGCCCUAAAUUCUGAAUUUCCCGUCAGAAGUCAUAAAAAAGACAAGCAAACAUGAAACGCUCACGCGAGCCUGAAGACGAAGCGUCCUCAUCACCAGGACCCGACUUUAGUUCAGAUAAAACGUCGAAUGGCCCGAGCCCGACAGUAAUAGAAACGUUACCACCCACAAAAAUCGCCGGACUCGACGAAUCAGCUGAGGAAGACGACGACAAAGAUACAAGCGCCUUUACGAUGAGAUGCUCUCUUCCUCCCCACCGAGACGUGUUGUCGUUCAAGUCAUAUGCUGAGUAUGAAUCCCAUCACAAUAAAACUCACAUGAACCGAUGCGUAGAGUGCGCAAAGAACUUCCCGUCCGAGCAUCUCUUAAAUAUUCAUAUCGAAGAAUGUCACGAUGCCUUCGCAGCUGUGAGGAGAGAAAAGGGCGAACACACAUACUCAUGUUUUGUAGAGGGCUGUGAUCGUAAAUGUAGAACGCCUCAGAAGCGACGUAGCCAUCUCAUCGACAAACACAUGUAUCCGAAAAAUUACUUCUUUGCCGUUACCAAGGAGGGUGUCGAUGGCAGACAGUCGUUACUCCUCGAGGGCGGGCAUCGUCGGCGGAGGUCUUCUACGGCAACCAAUGCUGGUGGGACCAAGGGGACGGCAAGAAGACAGAGUCUCCGACAAACGGAAGUGCCCAAACCAAGUACAGAGGAGCCACAGGUACAAGCAGCAAAGGAUGGUUCUUCCCCGGUUGAAGUCCCGGACACUGAGAUGGAAGAUCUGGCCGGUGCAAUGUCAGCAUUACAGUUUGUCCCUACGAGCAUACGGUUUGGUCAUAGGAAAGGGAAAACGGGGUUUGUUAGACGGUAAGAAGACAAACAAGACUAACAAGACUAACGAAGAUACGCAAAAGCACACGAAAACCAAGAUGGAUGAAGAUAUGAGACAACGAUAUCAUGAAUUUAUACCUACGUAGCAUCAGGGGCGAAAUUUCAUAUGAAAAUCAAGCACUCGCCAGGGCAGUUUCUUGAAUUGACAUUUAGUCUAUUUUCUGGUUCC